Molecule: messenger RNA, 2092 nt
Organism: Paramacrobiotus metropolitanus
Lineage: Eukaryota; Metazoa; Tardigrada; Eutardigrada; Parachela; Macrobiotidae
Exons: 4
Coding region: 119-1915 (598 amino acids)
Biological process (GO): protein ubiquitination
Cellular component (GO): Cul4-RING E3 ubiquitin ligase complex
Source: RefSeq, a predicted model, not a curated record
UCUAUUAUGUGGUGCACCGUUUUGGGAUAAAAGUUCGGUGUUUUAUUUGCUUUAAUCCACUUGCAUGUUUGUCAGAGUAGAAUGGCGAGACUAUAAAUGCACUACAGAAGCCGUAUGAAUGGAUCCUUACGAUGCAUUCCCCAGUGACGACGACUCCCAACUGGAGCGCGACGUACAGUCUUUGAUUCCAUCAAGCAGCUCAUCUUCCCAAUCAACAGAUCCAGAAAUUAGCGAAGUCUGCAACUUCACCGCUCACGUGGGCUACGAAGAUACCCGCACCUUCCGCCUACUGCGACGCUUUUCCCAUGGGGAAAGAGAAGGUGGGACGCGAGGCGUGGAACCUUGCUUCGAUACACCGAAGGAAGCUGGACGACCAGACAGCAGCAGCAGACGACGGCAUGUCAAAGUUCCGUUGUCACGUUUGUUGCUGUAUCGGGAGUUGUCAGGAGUGUUUCACACUCCCCUAGCCGGAGCGUACGGGGACAAGCAUCGCGAGAGGUUGGGCGUGAUGAAGGAUGUGAAACUGUGGGAUAUUCUGAAGGAUCCGCGGUCGGUUACGCGCAAUGGGCAUGUCUUCCUCGGGUUCACUCAGGACAGCAGAUUUCUAUUGUCGUAUACUUCUAACAAUACUCCUACAUGGCUGUAUCCAUUUGCAAUGGAAAUGUUUCCGGAGGAGGACAACGGAAUUGUACUGCACUUUUGGUUGUUCACUCCAUUUCCUGAAAAGACGGAGAUCGUGCACAGCGUGAAAUUAUUCCAGGGGCAAGAUGACAUGCACAUGGAUGUGCCUUUUUCAACUAAACUUUGCGUUGCUCAAUGGCCGGACGAUAAUUCCAAGAUCUUGGUGCUGGCCUUUUGGGACGAUGAAUCUUCUCCACAACCGAGUAAUUCCGGGGUAACCGUGGACCGACAGAUCCGUUUCUCCAUCAUCCCCAUACCUCUUGAAAUCCGCUCAUGGUCCCGCUGUAAACUUCCGGAAAUCCAUAGUCGACCGUGGUUUACAGAGACCCCGCAUCCGAUCUUCCAUCCCGAGUACUGCAUGGCGCUUCCCGACCGGUUGUUUCUGCACGGUGGCGGCAUGUUAAUCUGUUAUCAUUUCCGUGAUAAUGUGGACCAAAGGCAGCAACAUAAUGAUCUCGCAGCAUCUGCACCACUGUCUUCGACCAUGACGCAUUGUAUCCCGAUGAGUGGCAAACGCAAAUGGGGGGAUGAGGAAAUUCAAGAAUUUAAAAUUGAACACCAAAUUGAUUUCCGUGAAGCGUUAAGUGCGGAAAUGUGCUAUGGUAGUGGACAGUCGCUGUCGGUUGAUCUGUCCGAUCAGCCGGUGAUCUCUUCGAACUCCGUGGAUCAGACUGACGCUUUUGCCCAUUACGGCAAACCGGCAUUCUUACGCCCGGACCCGACCAGCCGUGCCUGCGUCUCCGUCCGGUCCUUCCGCAUCGACAUCAUGAUGGACAAAGCCUGGGACACCAUCCGUCGCUACUUCCCAGAGGCCAUUAUCAGUCGAAAGACCUUCGCCUGUGCCACCCAUUCCUUGCUGGCCAUCGAGAACGUCCUUGUGCUGAAAGCCUGCUUCUUCCUCACGCACAUUCUGUCGCGCACCACCAGCGCCCCACAGAAAUGCAGCGUCCGCAACACCGUCUAUCCGUUUUUUCUUUUUGUAAACUACAUCAACGGCAGCGGGUGGAUGCGGUAUUACGGUAAUCGACUGGAGGAUAGCGACUGGCGAAAGCCCUGUGGCGGCACGGAGAUGCAGCAGUUGUUAAUAAUGAACCGGCUGAUUGCCCAGGUGGAGCAUCGGCUGCCGCGGCAGAUUUAUAAGAAGGUGCAUACGCUGAAUAAUUUCUCUGUGGAGUCGGGAGUGUCGCUGGAGACUAUGUUGACACCCGAUGGAUGUGUUAUGGUCAGAUUGUGACCUGUUCUUUCGUGAGGGAAUUGUUUUCCGAUUUGUUUGUAAUUUUAUUCGUUGUUAUAAGUCGUUUUUUUGUUUAUGGAUUCAAACGUAUUUCGUAUAUCCUUGCAGAAAUGGGAGAAGCUGCCGAUAGUUACUUGCUGUUUAUUUAAUAAGAGAGGUUUUGUGCCGCCCGUUCUU